AAACGAGUGAGUUGUACAUGCGAAACGAACGGUGAAAGAUGGACGCUCUCGACGGUGUGCCCCGGUCGGUGCUCGGUUAUCCGGUCAAGACGCGAACCCAGAUCGUGAUGACCUUUCUCGUGCCGGUCAUCUUCGAGAUGCUGGUCUACAUCGUGCUAACGACGGCCGACGUGCUUGUGACGAUCGAACACUUUCGCAACGGUAACACCGCCUGGGGUUGGACGACACUUGCCCUUAUCUGGCUGCCCUCCAUCGUCUGCUUCUGUUCCAUCAUUUCCACACCCGAACGCUGGCCGGAAGCGAUAGGGUGCGAUGAGCGAACAGGUCGAUUCGUGUUCAAAAAUUUAGCCAUACUAUUGCUCUUCCCACUGGCGGCCCUCUAUCGCUUCAAUCGACGCAUCUUUUGGAGUGUUGAGGCCCUGUUUCAUGACAAAGGCUCCUACGGACGGGCACAGUCGGUGGCAAAGAUACUGGAAACUUCACCCUGCGAGCUGUACCACUUCCUGCAGGCCUUCCUACAGGCUGCCCCUCAGAUGUUACUCCAGUUGUACAUCCUACUACGGGACGAUACGUUCCGGAAUUUCGACACGGUGACGGCACAGGUGAUCAGUGUGGUUUUUUCCUUCCUCACGAUGGCAACCAUCAUCACCACGUUCCAGCGCUUCGAAAGUCAAAAGAUCGUCGGUCGUUGCUAUCCUUGGAGUACGGUCCAGCAGACGUGCGCUCGGCGGAACCAGUUGCUCCGUACGACGAGCACCGUCGAAAGUACGCUCGCCGCCAAAACACCAUCGAUCGCCCCGGAAGCGGAUCCGAUCGUACCGAACAUCAUGCGUAACUUCUACUCCAAGUACGGCGUUGAAGAUAACGACGACAAUAAUUACGAUGAGGAGUCGGUCUACCGCGUACCACUGACACCGGCUAGCCAGCGCAAAACCCUCAACGUAGAUGCGAUCAACUUUGAUCGCCAGCAAUCGAAGGGAUACCGCGAUCCGUAUGCAAACUUCACCGAUGACGAUAAGGUUGGUGCCGGUGUCUCCGAUACGGUAGACGGUGGCAAUCGGCAAUCACAAUCGUUACGGAUUGGGCGAAGUGUAAGCUUUAAGCUGCACGAUACCGAGCAAGAGCUGAAAGCAAUGGCACAAUAUCUGCACGACGGUGACGAUGGCAGUGGUGCUCUCGAUAGCAUUACCGAGGUGGACAGUGAUGAUGAGUAUCUGAAACCGGACAACUUUGAUGCCGUCCCGAAGCGAGCCGCUCCUCCAACGCCCGAAACAAGCAACGGUGUCUUCCAACGUAUGUCCGUCUUCCGGAAUAUGCUGCUAUACAAUGCCGAAGCCUUCAUCAAGGAACGCGUACCGAGACUACCGGAGAAAAUGUUCGAUCAUGGCCAACCUGCGGCUUCGGAUCAGCAGAUGAACAAAGAUCAGGUGGAUGGUGACAUCAUCUCGCUACCUUCGCGCCGACAAACCAUCGUCGGUCUCGAGCAGGACGAUAUGGUCGGCAAAGCGGUAACGUUCGUCGGUUGGGUGCUGUUCCUGCUGAUGCGCAUGCUGUCGCUGUCCGUGUUUUAUGUGUUUUUCCCGCUCUACUUCUGGAUGUUGUGCGGCAACCACUAUCUGCUCAUGAUCGCCUGCAUCGUGUAUGAGGUGUGGACACACGAGAAGCUCGAACGCUACUUUUUCUACCUCUUCCUGGCCUACAUGUACGUGUUUUCGCUGCUCGAAUUCAAAAUACGCUUCGUACACGUGCGUUGGUGGUACAUCGGCUACAUUGGGAUCGUGCUGCUCGAGAACGUGGUCAUGCUGGUGCUCUGGUUUAACUUGGGCGCGUUCGAGUCCUGGUGGUUCUACUUCCUACACCACACCAUCAUCGCUAGUGGGGUGCUGAGCGUGAUGUGCUUCCUUUUCUAUUACGCCUUCCUGCGGCCGAAGGAGAAAGUACUGUUCGUUAAUGAAAAUCCGUAAAUCCUUGUCACCCUGCAUGGGCGCUAAAGGAAGGAAGGACAGUCGCUCUCUCCCCAUCUUCCGCUCUCUCUCUCUACCAAUCUUUGUCUCGCUUUCCAUCGAUUACGCCACACUGAGCAUCCAGUAAGCUUGAGCGACGACAGCGAAGAAACGAAUAGCUAUUUCCGGUCAAUAUUUAUUGUACAAAAAAAAACAGGUUAUCAUGCUCACCUUAAGCAUGGCCGUUCGAAACGUAUGGGCUCCCGAUUAUUAGUCGUGGUACCGCCAUUUGUGUUGUGAUAA
Molecule: messenger RNA, 2246 nt
Organism: Anopheles darlingi
Lineage: Eukaryota; Metazoa; Arthropoda; Insecta; Diptera; Culicidae
Exons: 2
Coding region: 39-1964 (641 amino acids)
Biological process (GO): phosphatidylserine exposure on apoptotic cell surface; apoptotic process involved in development; engulfment of apoptotic cell
Cellular component (GO): plasma membrane
Source: RefSeq, a predicted model, not a curated record